AUGCUACGAGGUGAAACUCCAUAUGAUCUGGCAGCAGCAAAUCUGAAGUUAAAUCCAAGGUACAAAGAAGUAGUGGAAUACUUGCAGAAUAUCCGUGAUAUAUCAGAAUCCAUUUUGACCAAACUCACCGAGUUGAAUAGAGAUGACUUCCAGGAUCUUGUCGCUCUAGGAACAUUUUCUUCCUACGAAAACAGGGUGUUUUUGGCUGGUCCUUGCAACAUUGGGAAAUCUUCGCUAGCAAGUAUUUUAAUUGACGAGGCAAUUCCAAAGACAUGGUAUUCAACAGAUGGACUAGUUAUUCAUUUUGGUAGAAAUGGCAUAGACUUACAACACAGAAAAAUGAUUCCAUUGAAAAAAGGUAGUGCUGAUAUUUUAACAAAACUUCUACUUGGAAAUCCUGAAUUAAGAGAACAUCAAAGACGUCCUGUUGAAUCCAAAAUAGAGCAGAAUGUUGAUAAAAAUAUAGAUAAAGUCCUAGGUGAUCCUAAAUCAAAUCUUACAACAAAUGAAUCUACGUUAAAUCCACCUAAUAUGGAUAACUUUCCGCCAAAACAGCAUACUGUCCAUUCCAUACAAGAUGAUUUAUCAGAGAAGAUAAAGGAAGGAACUUAUAUCAUGAAAAUAGCACCUUCGGAUUUGGUCGAUUUCGGUGGGCAAAGAUCGUUUGAUAUGACUCAUCAGUUAUUUAUCCAGCACAGGGGGACGUUCAUUCUGAUGUUUGAUGGACGUUUGGGUCUUUAUACAGAGUUAGAAGAAUAUCCACAAGGAGAUGUUACAGCUGCAUCCAUUAUUUUGCAUUGGAUUAACUCUAUAUUGACUUACUGUACAAAAAGUGAUGACAAAAUGCCACGAAUUGUGUUUGCUGCUACCCAUAGUGAUAGCUUCUCUGAGGAUGAGAAAAAUAAAUUAGUUGUAAUAUUCCAAGAAGAGCUGUCAAAGAUGUUUUCCUCACACAAGCUUCAUGAGCAUAUCAUGUACGAGAAAGUCUUUUUUAUCAACGCAAUAGACGACGCAGACAAAGAGAUUGGUCGUUUGAAGGAUAAAUUAGUUGAUAUAGCAUUUCAGCAGUCAACAUGGGGACAACAAAUGCCGAUUGUUUGGGUACCUCUUGAUUUACAGAUAUCAGAUAUGAGAACAGAUGGAGUAAAGUUGAUAACGAAAGAAAAACUCUUAGAGAUGAACAAAAACAAUGAGGAAUUUGCUCUAAGUGAAAGAAGAGUUGAAGACUUCUUACUUGUGCAACACUCAAUUGGAAAGCUAUUGUAUUUCAAUGAACCUGCUUUAAGAGAUUUCGUUGUCAUUCAACCUUCAGCAAUGGUCAAUAUCCUGAGAGCUUUUAUUACAGACAUAAUGUUUUGGCCAGAAAAAGGACCUGUUCGAGACAUACUGGAGAAUUUAUCAUCUACAGGAGUUCUAACGAAGACAGACCUUUUUACUCUGUGGUCACAACCAGCUUUCGAGGAUAUUUUGACCGAUGUCAGAACAAAGGAAUAUAUAGUGCAGGUCCUCCUUCAUCUUGAUAUCCUUGUAGAACCUAAAAACUACACCUGGAAAGAUACACCUGCAGAUUCAUUUCUGAUACCCUGCAUGGUGAAGUCUAAAAUUCCAAGAAAAAUGCAGAAUGCUGCAACAGAUGACAGAGCAAUAUGCAUAGCGUAUCAUAUAAAGGAGACAGUGGUUCCAUCUGCUUUGUCGUUCAAGCUUAUAGGGGCUGCAAUCAGCAUUUGGCCUUUGAAAGAAGUUGAUGCUCGUUUUUGCCUUUAUUAUCAAGCUGCAGUUAUGGAUACUGAUACCAGAAAUGAACUUCAAAUUCAUGUGGAAUGGCACAGAAUUGUUGCAUACCUCGUAAAUGACACGUCAAAACACCUCAUUUCACCAGAUUUAGCAACAACGAUACAGGAAUGCUUGACAUUGGCACUAGGACGAAUUCUUAAGUUUUAUGGGCAUUGUUUUGGUAGAGAAAAUCAUCAUGUAACGUCAGACCUUUUUGAAAUAGAAGUUGGUGAAUUAUGCAAAGGUGAAACCUGUUUAAUUCCUUUGUCAGAUGCAAAAACGAAAGAACAUUGGAGAUGCAAAAAUGGGAAAAUACACAACACGAAAUUUCCUCUGAAUUGGAAUGUUGAUAAGAAUAAGAAGCAGUGUGACUCAAAUUGUAAAGGUCUUGAAACAGAAGCACAACUCUUGACACCAGAUGAUCAUCAUUUUGUGCAACUAGCAAGAACAAUAGGUAUUGUAGACUUCUACAACUUCUUCAUUGAACUUGGAAUGGAAAAAGCCGAUUACGACAACUUAAAUUUUCGUUAUUUCUCAAAUCCUAUGGAUUUUAUGUUGAUGGGACUGUUUGAAUGGCAGGAUAAAACUGAAAGUGACCAAUUGACUGCAACAUUUGGGAAACUCCAGAAGGCACUGACAGCUAUUGAAAGACAGCACUAUCUGUGUCAGAUACACAGAGAGGAUCAUACUUUAGUGGAACAAGCUCAUAGCCGCCUACAAGAUGUUCCUUCAGAUGACGUUAUUGAUGCUUUGACAGAAAAAAACCUGAUUGGUGAUUGCGUUGUUCACUUAGGAAUUGAAUUGUGUCUAAGCAUCGGGGACAUCAGGAAGACUUUGUACAAUUUUCCUAGGGAUUUGAAUGGUCAAGUUCAUGAUCUUCUCACCAAAUGGAAAAAUUGCAAUGAAACCAAGAUGGUAAAACCAACAAUCUACAGACUUAUGGUAGCUUUAAAACAUAUUAAAGCAGCUAAAGGACUAAGUUUUGUGAAGAAAACAUAUGGUGUGGAGUAAGACUUUAUAUAUUGUAUAAUGUGUAAAAGUAUAUUACAAUACAUAUAGUAGGUUUAAUUGUAGUUAACAAAAUUGAAGGGUACUACGUAGUUUUUUUAAAAUUAAAGAAUGUAUGUUCUGUUGCACUCUUUGAUAAUCAAGGUAAACAGAUGAGGCAAUUUUUUUCUUUUAGUAUUGUGGGUGAAAAAUUCAUAUUUUAAAUUAUUAACAAAAACAACGUAUCCUUAUGGCUUUAUUUGAUUUAUUUCUCUAAUAAACAAUGAUUUUUUUUUUAGCAAGAGGUGUUCUGCAGUCAUACUAAUCCGAUUUUUCUGGAGCCAAAACAGGCUAUCAUUUCACCUAUGUAAAUAAUUACUUCAUUUAACCCAAAAUUUAAAAUGUUUAUAAAAAGGAAUCAACCUCAUAUUCUUAUUACGCUUGAAGUUUUGAUUUUGUCAUCAACAUAAUUAUCAUUCUAAAUAUCAUUCCUAAACUGCAUGAAAUAAUACUUCCUUUAGUUCUAGUCCUUGUUAGCUCACCUGGCAGAAUACCAAUACAGCUUUUCUCAUCAGUAUGCGUCUGUAGUCAUUUGUCGUUGUCGUCGUCUAUUUACUUUUACAAAAGUCUUCUCCUCUGAAAAUACUGGGCAAAAUUUAACCAAACUUUUUAAAAAAAUUGGCAACAAUUAUCAUUUGGAUAUAUAGCUUUUACAAUAUCUCUGAUGACCCAUCUACAAACUGUGGUGUUCGACAUGACUAGAAAUAGAAGAUAGGGAUGACAUGCAAGUUGUUUGUAUUAUUUUUGAAAACUGCCAUCAAUAAAGAUAUUUAAAGGGGGUCCUAUUUGAACAAAAAUAUGAAAUUAAAAAUGUAUUCAAUACACAUAGCAUUGAAACAAAAAUUUCACAAUAAACAUAAUAUAACUUCAACACCAUAUUCAUCAACACUUACCUUUAUGUAUAUCACUUUUAAAAUUGAAAUAAAACAUGCUGAUUUAAAUAAUCUCAAAACUGAAUUGCGACUUAAAUUUUCAAUGUUAUUCAAAUUUUUUGAAUGUGUCAGAUAUACUUUAUGGACAAUUUUCACCAUACACUUAAGGGGAUAGACCUUGGUUCAGGGAGAUAACGCUUUAAGUCAGUUAUACUUUUGUAAAAGUCAAGUUUUCAUCAAUGUAUUUUAAGCAUUUACCUGAACAGAUUAGAAAUAAUCUAUGUAACCUUGAAGCUUAGAAUAUAUUUAUGAAAAUGGUUAAAACAAACGUUCUGAUGAUUUUAAGAGUUAUUUCCCUUAACCUAUGUCUACCUCCUAAAGCCUAGUAUAGAUUUAUGGUGUCAGUUGACAUAAAAAAGAAGAUGUGGUAUGAUUGCCAAUGAGACAACUAUCCACAACAGACCAAAAUGACACAAACAUUAACAAUUAUAGGUCACCGUACGGCUUCAACAAUGAGCAAAGCCCAUACCGCAUAUAGUCAGCUAUAAAAGGCCCCGAUAAGACAAUGUAAAACAAUUCAAACGAGAAAACUAACGGCCUUAUUUAUGUAAAAAUAAAUGAACGAAAAACAAAUAUGUAACACAUAAACAAACGACAACCACUGAAUUACAGGCUCCUGACUUGGGACAGGCACAUACAUAAAUAAUGUGGCGGGGUUCAAUGAGCUUAGUUAAUAAUGCAGGGAACAUUUUUUGUGUUAGAAUAUAUAUAAAAUAGCAUAUAAAGCAACUUGAUAAAUUUAAAAAAUGACACCUUUGUUUUGUUAAACCAAGAAUUAAAUAUAAUCAUGAUAAUAGAACUUCCAUAACAAUCCUAGAUAAACUUUUAAAAUAGAAAAUGUGUUUCAAAGUUAAAAGUAACUGUAAAAAUUUAUUUCAAUUGAAUUUAAAUAUUUUUUGUCAAAAUUAAAGACAUGGCAUACAAGAAGCACUUGAAUAAGGUUUAAUUACCCCAGAACAUGUUAGUUUUACAGGUAAAAAGAAAGCCUUAUUUUCUUAAACUCGUGUAUUACUUAUCUAGUGAAUUCAAAAGGCCUUGAGGAGGAAAACAGAAUGUUGCAUCUUUGAAUGAAUGUUAUUUUUAAUUUGAUACUCUCUGGCCAGGUGUGAUAUUUUGAAUGAGUUUGACCCGUACAGGAUGUAUUACUUUAUACGUCACCACUAACCAGAAGAACAGUUUGGUUUUUUUUUCAUUUUUUAUCCCUUUUUGAUAUUUAUUAUAUACAAUAUAUCCAAAAUUAUGAUAAUACAUAUAUUUCUAAUAUAAGGUUAAACAAUUUCAGUGAUUUUGUUGGCUGUUGUUACCUCAUUAAAAAGAUUAUUAUAUAACUAUUGUAUAUAACCAUGAAACCUAUGAAGUUCUAAUUAAGAAAUAUAGCAAAAUUAAGUUUUAAAAAAACACCACACAGGCCAAACAAGAAGCACAUUAACAAAGUUUAAUUACCCUCAGUAUAGGUGUAGUGUUUUAGGUAAAAGAAAACCUCUUUUUAACAAAACUCUUAAACUUUAAAAUAAAUAAAGUUGAAUUAUUAUAUAUUAAAAUGAUUUGAUUUAACUAUCUCUAUUUGAUAAAUCUUUUAUCAAUGAGUCGUGUAAGAAUGUUAAAAUCUGUUUUUGUAUAUAUCUUUAUUUUAUUUAAUUAAAAAAAAAGUAGAAUUGAGGUCAAGUAUGGUUCAGACUGGUCGAUUAUUGUUCAGACCUUUGGUCGAGUAUGGUUUAGACUGAAGAAAUAGGUUGAGUACAGGUCAAGAAUGGGUUUAGACUGUUUCAGAUUUGUUGAGUGACACUUCAGACUAUUUUCAAUGGCAAAGAAAAGGGUCAAGUACAAAUCAGUACAGUUGAGAAUGGUUAAGUCUGGGGUCGAGAAAUGUUGAGUAAAAAUCAGUAUAGUCAAGUUCAGAUAUUGGCCAUUUUAGACUUCUACUAGUUGGUAGUGAUUGUUGAUCUGAUAUCUAUACAGUUGUUGAGUCAGUCAAUCCUAACCCAAAUACUUUAUAGUUGGUCGUAUAUAAUAAGAAAGAACCAUAUUGAAUGAGGUCAACCUGUAUUAAGUCAAGAUAAUUAAAGGUUAUAGCGCCUAUAGGAAUUUUGAUUAGAUAAUGAGCUUUACAAAUAUUGUUUAUAAUAAUAAUAAUUAUAACCAAAAACAAAAAACAGAUUUUAUGCAGAAAUGUGAUUUCUGAAUGUUUAAUCAAAUAGUACAAAAUUAUUGAAUCAAAACCUUACUUUGAUAGAUUGUCAUGUACAACGAGAGGAACAUCCGUAUCGAUUUUGAGGUCACAAUAUAUCAGGUCAAGUUCAUAUUGGGGCAUAGGAAAUGUUAGCUUUCUCAGUAAAUAUUCUUUAAGAUACGCUAGAAACUGUCAUUUGCAUCACCAGAGUUACACAACAAAGAUUAUAUGUAAUGAAACUGCAUGUUGAUACUUUAAUUUUGGCAUUGUACAAGUCAGGUAUCCAUUGACUGUCCAUGGCGUUAAAGCACUUAACCCCUGGAAUGUGUUUGAUAUGAAUUUGGUCUCUGAUGUAUGAUUAUUUGUGUUUGACUUUUUACUAGCUUACAGUAACUGUAAUGCAUUUUUGUAAUGCAAUGUUUACUUAUUUUGUGUUAUAUAUCGUCUCACUAUUGUUAAUAAAUACAUGUACCACCUUUGUUUCGUAUAUCGAUAAAUUUUCAUUUAUGUACUUGGACUCGGGACAACAAAUGUAUUAAUUUGUAAAAUUCAGUACUCCAUGAUAACAGUGGUCAACAACAUUUUAAAUUUAUAUUUACCUGUGUACGUUGUGCUUUUAACGCUUUUUAUAUUAAUAUUGUGUCAUAGAUCAAACUUAUUUGUUCAGUCUAACUUAGUAUUCUUGUAGUUUUUCUACUUGAAUUGUUUCCUUUUUGAACCCCUAAUAGUUUGCUGUUGUGUUGAAUGCCGUACCUGUAGUUGUUAUGUUUUUAUACAUUUUGACUUAGAUGGAUAGUUGUCUCAUUGGCACUCAUUCCACAACUUCUUAUCUAUUUUGCUACAUUUCACUUAUAUAGAUAAUUAUCAAGCAUAUUUAAGAUUAAAACAUCAAAUCUAAAGUCGGUUAAAAAUGAAAUAAGUCGAACAUAACAAUAACACACCAUAAAAACCAAUAUUAGUGUUACGUUCGUAAUUAAUCGAUUCCUAACCUAACCUUGAAUUUCGGUAAUAGCUUUGUUGUUAUUGAUACAUUUUCAACGUAAUUGUAGUAAGUGCCUUCUCUAAAAUUAUCCAAUCACUCUAUAAAGUAAAGUUUUAACUAAGUUUUGUGUUCCUACCAAUUACCUCAAAAAAAAAUAAUUAAUGGCUAGGUAGAAAAUGUAAAAAACAAAAAUGAUCACGAUCGCCAUUAAAGGUCUAAAAAAUGCCAAUAUAAUCAAAACCAUUUGAUGACAUCUUCAGGAGUAAUUGCAAUAAUUUAAGUCAAAGUAAACAUUAUUGGUGGAUAUAUCAAAUUUCGAUGAAAUUUUGGAUUCUUUUAAAACUCGUUGAACUGCAUCUGAAUGUCAAAAAAUUGAAACAAAACUAUCAAAAUAAACAGAUAUAUUUGUUAAAAAACGGAGAAGAUCUAUAAAUAUAUAGGAUGUACGUAAGAAUAACAAAAAAUUUCACUUUCAAUUCAGUUUUCUCGAAAAUUCAUCAACAUAAUUUGUAUUGGAAAAGAUACGUUAUUACAAACAUUCCGUUCUAAUAAUGAAUAUUUUAAGGAUCACUUUUCUUUUCUAUAAUCAAUAGAAAUCAACUAGUUUCGAUGUGUAGCAUGGGAAAAUCAGAUAAAUUAUUGCUACGUCAUGAAAGCAUUGCGCUGCAAAAAUCAUUCUGUAUACAUCACUCAUAUUUAUGUAUAAAUGAUUUAGACCAAGAAAGCAAAUCCAAUGACCCCUUAUAUUAUCUUAUUAAUUAACCCAAAUGUUAACAUUAAUACUUAACAAUAAAGUCGAGAAUGGAAAUGGAGAAUGUGUCAAAGAGACAACAACCCGACCAAAUAAAAAAACAACAGCAGAAGGUCACCAACAGGUCUUCAAUGUAGCGAGAAAUUCCCACAUGCGGAGGCGUCCUUCAGCUGGCCCCUAAACAAAUAUAUACUAGUUCAGUGAUAAUGAACGCAAUACUAAUUUCCAAAUUGUACACAAGAAACUAAAAUUAAAAUAAUACAAGACUAACAAAGGCCAGCGCGGGGUUAAACAAAUUUAGCUGUUUUUACAAUCGUUCUUUACAUUUAUUACCCCAUUUCCCAGUGGAACUAUAAAUGCUACAUGCAUAUCAUUUUCAAUGUUUCAGAUUGGGUUCAAAGAAAUCUAAAUGCAUACAAAAUUUCAUCAAAUUUAUUAUAUUUAAUUAUAAACAACCAACUAAGUGAUGACAAUUUUUUCGUAUUUUUGCCUAUUACUUCAAAAAUGUGUAUAGAAAUUUUAAGGUAGAAGAUGUAAACAGCAAAAUUAAUAAACACCCAAAUCAACGAAAAAAGACAAUUCAUAGAUGACCAAGCGAAUUUAAUCACUCCUUAAAGAGAUAUUGCCCUAAAGGGAUUUUUAUUUCAUAGUAUAGUUCUUAUUGUAUUUAUCAUGUACAGUAUUACAUAUUUUAUAAAUAGUUAAGUAAUAAAAUUUAUCAACAUGUGAA
Molecule: messenger RNA, 8385 nt
Organism: Mytilus trossulus (common blue mussel)
Lineage: Eukaryota; Metazoa; Mollusca; Bivalvia; Mytilida; Mytilidae
Exons: 10
Coding region: 1-2784 (927 amino acids)
Source: RefSeq, a predicted model, not a curated record